Messenger RNA from Medicago truncatula (barrel medic), 3233 nucleotides. Its product is annotated as F-box/LRR-repeat protein 2. The coding region runs from base 113 to 1942 and encodes 609 amino acids. The record is from RefSeq and is a predicted model, not a curated record. Gene Ontology annotation, cellular component: SCF ubiquitin ligase complex. Gene Ontology annotation, biological process: SCF-dependent proteasomal ubiquitin-dependent protein catabolic process. The transcript has 2 exons. Gene Ontology annotation, molecular function: protein binding. NCBI's taxonomy places the organism in Eukaryota, Viridiplantae, Streptophyta, Magnoliopsida, Fabales, Fabaceae.
GAAUUUUGAGGAGUUUUUACUUUUUAUUUAUCGUCUUCUUCGUAUAGCUUUAACCCCAAAUCGAAAUAACCUAACCCCUCCUCAAUUCGCCGUACUACCACCGUCGGCCACUAUGAAAAGGAAGAGAGCCUCUCUCAGACAAUUAGCUGCUUCUCUAAAAACAACUAUGGAGUCCACUCAGUCAAAAACAAAAAUAACAAUGGAAUCCAGUAACGCGAAAAAAAGAAGAAAAUCGAUAAGUUCUGGUUCAUAUUUACCAGAUGAGUGUUGGGAAUGUGUCUUCAAAUUCCUCAAAGACGAUAAUCACUACUUGAAAUCUCUCUCACUCGUCUCCAAACAGUUUCUCUCCAUCACCAACACUCUUCGAUUCUCUCUUACAAUCUGUGAUCAAACUCUCCCUUUUCUUCCUACUCUCUUUCAUAGAUUUACCAAUCUCACCUCCCUCAAUCUCUCGCGCUUCUAUGGUAACCUCAACAAACUUCUUUGUCAAAUCUCUCAUUUUCCAUUGAAACUCACAUCACUCAAACUCUCAGACCAAAGCGUCAUCCCCGCAUUUGGGUUUCGAGCUUUUUCCAAAAAGAUUACAACUUUGACCUCUCUCACUUGUUACGAAAUGCAUUAUAUCAAUAGCAGCGAUCUUUUACUUAUCUCUGACUGUUUCCCUUUGUUGGAAGUUCUCGAUCUCAGAUACCCCACACAAUGCAAUUAUGAUGAGCUAGAGGAGCUUGCACUUUUUAAACUCCGUAAGGUUAAUCUCUCUGGUCAUUAUCAUGUUGACAAAUUAAUUUUCCAGUUGUUCAAAAAUUGUAAGUUUCUUGAAGAGGCCAUCUUGUUGACAUGUUUUGAUACAACCUUUGAUGGUCUUGCUUCUGCUCUCCGCCAGAGACCAACAUUGAGGUCUUUAUCAUUUUCCAAUACUUUUGGACCUGUAGACCAGACAUAUGAAUCAACUUACAUUACUUCACAUUUCAGAUCCACCUUGGCGAGUUUCAAGUAUUUAACUUCUCUUGAUUUAUUGUCUUCCAAUAUCUCAGAUGUGUUUCUCAUCUCUAUUGCAAUCCAAGGUCUACCUUUGACUAGGCUUGUUCUCCAAAAUUGCACCGGUUAUAGUUAUUCUGGAAUUAUUUGUUUACUGUCCAAGUGUCAACAUUUAAAACAUUUGGAUCUUGAAAAUGCUGUUUUUCUCAAAGAUGAACAUGUUGUGGAGAUGUCUUCGUUUCUUGGUGAUUUGGUAUCUAUAAACUUGGCUAGUUGCCCGAUGGUCACGGUAUCAGCCUUCUUUGUACUUCUUAGGAAUUGUCCUUCACUUGGUGAUAUCAAUAUGGAAGACACAGGUAUUGGGAAAGAGAGUCUAGAGAGUUCUAGAUCUUUGAUGAAUUUUGUUGCAUACCCUCAAUUAAAGUAUCUUCGAUUGGCUCACAAUCCGUGGUUAUUUGAUGAAGACAUCACAAUGUUCGCUUCCAUUUUCCCCAAUUUGCAGCUGCUUGAUUUGAGCAAUUGUUGUCGCAUAUUUGAAGAAGGUAUUGUUCAAGUUUUAAGGAUGUGUUGUAACAUUAGACAUUUGAACUUAUCCAAGUGUUCCAUAGUGAGACUAGAAAUAGACUUUGAAGUUCCCAAACUGGAGGUGUUGAACUUGUCAUAUACAAAAGUUGAUGAUGAAGCACUUUAUAUGAUCUCAAAGAGUUGUUGUGGACUUUUGAAAUUGUCACUUCAAGAUUGUAAUGAUGUCACAAAGAAGGGAGUGAAGCAUGUGGUAGAAAACUGUACGCAAUUGAGAAAGAUUAGUUUGAAUGGUUGUUUUAAAGUACAUGCUAAUGUUGUUUCUUUGAUGGUAUUUUCAAGACCGUCGUUGAGACGGAUAAGAGCUCCUCCAGCUCCUAUGGGUGCCUUUAGUGGAAGAAAGGUGAAUUACUUCUUGCGUCAUGGAUGCCUUGUUCGCUAGCAUUCUUGAAGUCUUCUGCUGAAGUUUGAGCUCUGAAAUCACUUGAGUCAAGUCCUUCAAAUCCUCUUGGAUAACAAGUUGGUUGCAAACCGAAAGAAAUGAUAUUUUGCCUGCUUGGUGGAAUCUUUGGGGCACAUCAUUUCUCAUGGAGUGGCUAUGGAUCCGGCUAAAAUCAAAUGUGCUCUACAAUAGCCGGUACCAAAGAAUGUAAAUGGAGUAAGUGGUUUUCUUGGCCAUCCGGCUAUUAUAGGAAGUUUAUGAAAGGUUAUAGCAAGUUAGCCAAGACUUUAACAGACCUCACAAAAAGGAAAUUUAAGUGGGGAGCUCAAGAGCAAGUAACAACUGCCAGAGUUUAACAAGACUUCACUGUCUGUACUAGUCAAUUCUCCUUUAACAGGCCUGGCUUUGCGUAUCUUCGGAGCUCUGUUUUAUGAGGACAGAUUGGUGCUGGCUGCAAAUUCUAAUAAGUGGAUCCCGAAACUGUUGUUGGAAUUUCAUUCAUCUCUACAUGGUGGUCACUCGGGGUUUUAUUGCACAUAUCAGCGGGUUGCGUCUAAUCUGUUUUGGUUUGGCAUAAAGAAACAUGUCCAAUAGUUUGUUCAGGCAUAUGAUAUAUGUCAAAGGCAUAAAUAUGUGGCUGUUGCACCCAGAGGACUUUCGCAACUACUUCCGGUUCCGUCUCAAAUCUAGGAGGAUGUGUCAAUGGAUUUCAUCACCAGAUUGCCAAAGGCAUAGGGCUAUGAGGCAGUGAUGGCGGUGGUGGAUAGACUUUCCAAGUAUGCACACUUUGUGCCUCUGAAGCAUCCUUAUACGGCCAAAUCGAACAGGACAAUGCCAUUUGAGGCCGUGUAUGGUAGAGUUGCUCCCCUUUUGAUUAGACUUCUUCCCUGAGAGACUAAAGUUUAGGCUGUGACAAGUGAUUUUCUUAACAGGGAUGAGUGUUUGCGUCAAGCAUCACAUGAAUCAUGCUUGAACGCAUAUGAAAAGCCAAGCUGACCAUCAUAGGACUGACCGGGAGUUUGCUGUUGGAGAAUGGGUGUUUUUGAAAGUCUGACCACAUGUGCAGUAGAGUGUGGAGGUCCAAAUUACUCAUACCUACCUUAUUGUUUUAUCUAAAGCCUUGGAAAAGAAUAGUUUCAACACAUUCCCUUUUUGAACUGUUCAAACAUUUAGAGUGAUUGAUUCGAGACACAAUAUUAAAGUCUUGAUAUAAUAAUGUGAUUUACUAAUUGUUUUAAAAUCCUAUGAGUCUAUCCUUUUAAAAUAUGGAUCAUAACAAAUUCAAGGUCAA